Molecule: messenger RNA, 2798 nt
Organism: Rhea pennata
Lineage: Eukaryota; Metazoa; Chordata; Aves; Rheiformes; Rheidae
Gene: ISCA1
Product: iron-sulfur cluster assembly 1
Exons: 4
Coding region: 70-459 (129 amino acids)
Biological process (GO): iron-sulfur cluster assembly
Cellular component (GO): mitochondrion; cytoplasm
Molecular function (GO): 2 iron, 2 sulfur cluster binding
Source: RefSeq, a predicted model, not a curated record
CGGGGGGGGCCUGCGCGGCGGGGCGCAGCGCAGCGCAGCGCAGCGCGGGCGCGCGGAGCUGCGCGGGUCAUGGCCUCGUCGGUGGUGCGCGCCACGGUGCGCGCCGUGAGCAAGAGGAAGCUGCAGGCCACCCGCGCCGCCCUCACCCUGACCCCAUCAGCAGUUCAGAAGAUAAAACAGCUUCUUAAAGAUAAACCUGAGCAUGUAGGCGUGAAAGUAGGUGUUCGUACAAGAGGAUGCAACGGACUUUCUUACACCUUAGAAUAUACGAAAUCAAAAGGAGACUCUGAUGAAGAAGUAGUUCAGGAUGGGGUUAGAGUGUUUAUUGAGAAGAAAGCGCAGCUGACGCUUCUAGGAACAGAAAUGGACUAUGUAGAAGACAAACUGUCCAGCGAAUUUGUCUUCAAUAAUCCAAACAUCAAAGGAACGUGUGGCUGUGGAGAAAGCUUUAACAUAUAAAAUCUCAGGACUUUUACUUUGACUUUGAACACCACAAAACACUUACUGAGUAUGUGGCUUUCAAAAGCAAAUGUGUUUUCUUCAGGUUCUUAGGCUGUGUAAAGCGUGAAUGCCUUUAAGGAAAAUAAAGCUAAUUCAUUUUGAAAAAGUAAAUUGUGUGUUACAUUCAAGCACUGAUGUAUUUAUACUGUAAUUUAUGAUGAAUUGGGAUCCAGAAGAUAAGAACAGUAAGUGCUGUAGCAUUUCUGUAUUUUCAUAUGAAAGAAAUAAAAUCUUGCUCCUCUUUUCCUUUGUCAUUUUCUUUGUCUGCUUCUCUCCUACUUCCCAGUCCAAAACCCAUGUGCAAGAAUGUAUCACCUAUGUAUUCUGCUUUGAUUUGAAAAGAAAUACUGUUUGUAUCUUUGUGUGUAUGGAUACUUAUAUACAGACACACACUCCUCAGCCUCAGAAUUCACUAUCAUUAUGUAGAUGCAUAUUUGAUUUUACUAUGUUUCAGAGUCUUUCUUGUUUCUAUGCAUAGGUUUUCUGGUGGUUUAUUUUCCCAUAAGACAAGGGAAGUCCAGAAAAGAAGUUUAUGUGCUGUUUCAGCAGUGGUUCAAAAUGUGCUAACCCAAUUGUGUACCUUGCCGUGUUGAAGGCAGGGUGUCUGAUGUAGUGGAAAAGUGGUUAGAAAAUAUAUUCAGGCAUAGAAGUAUUAAAGCAGAAUAUAUGCAGGCCUUGUAUCUCAUGCUUCUGUUCUUUUUUUUUUUUUCUUUAUCUCGCUUGACUUAAAUUGAAAAAUUGGUAAAACUGCUUACAGACUGAUUCCCAGUUUUCACAGAAUGUAUGUGUUUUCCUAUGCUGUCUACACCAGAAGCUAUAAAGGUAUUUUUGGGGGGAAAGGAAGUAAUUUUCAUUAGCUUUCAUAGUCAUAUUUGUUCUUAACUUUGUUACAACUUGAAUUUUAUUUAGUAACUGUGUAGGAAGCGGGGCUUUUCAUGUAUAGCACUUGUAGUAAUUUCUAUUUGACUUCUGUCUUUGAGAUUAACUUGAUAACAAGAAAACAAUUUAUAAUUUAAAAAGGUUUCUAUUUAAAACUUGUUAAAAUUAAUCCUAUCAGCAAUUAAAAUAUUUAUAGGAGGCCAUUUUUCUUUAGAAAUUAAACUUACUCCUAAAGAUUUUCCUUUCCCAAAGCAGUUUCUAAGCUGGUAAGUCUUGAGCCUUAAUUCCACUGGUGCUCAAGCAGAAGUGUAAACCUCUAGCCCUGGUUUUUCACUAGUUGGUAUGAUAGAAAUAACUUUUUUCUUCCUGUCUCUGUGAUUUCCAAAGAUGACAUGCAGCUAGGCAACACAGUUGUGCAGAGGAGAAGAUAACUUAUCUGUAUGGGCAAAUGAUCUCAACAGUUGCUCAAAAAGUAGAAAUAAAAAGUAAUGGGCAACAGGGACAAGAUAUUAUAAUCAAAGACAGGAGGACAUUGGCAUGGGAGUGAACAGACUAUAAAGGCAGGAGGUUCAAAAUCCAGAGGUCAUGUUGUUCUAGUGUUGUUUAUAGGCAUGUGUGCUUGACGGCUUUGGAACUAGAGUAGCAUGCUGAAGAUGUAGGGAUGCAGCUAGGGAGACCUGGUUUGGGGUAAAAGUGUAGAGAUGAUUUAUAAAUAAAUCAAUAAAUAAAUCAUUGUGUCUUACGUAGCGCACAGGAUAGAAUUUCCACAAGCAUAGUUCAAUACUUUAUUAAAUACAUGAAUUGUACACCUUUUGAUGUAAAAACACUGAAUUUCUUUUAUUAAUCAACUGUUGUACACAACGGCUUUAUUUUAGGAAAGAACUAUACCAAGAAGAACUGGUAAUGCAGGGGCUAGGUGAAUUUUUAAUGCCAUAAAUUCUUCAGUGUGGCCAAAAAAAAAAAAAAAAAAAAAAGCUAGUGGAUAUGAUAGAGUUGAGCUUGUUUGCCUAAAACUCCAAGUUAAGGCACUUCUUCAAAUUGCAUUUCUCUGCUUCUUGUUAGAAGAUAAAGACUUUGAAUGUAGCAGUGGUGUUUGCCAAGGGUGCUGUUACUUUAUUAGUUUAAUUUGGUUUGGUUUUUUUUAGGGUUUUGGCACAUUUAGCAUUCCUUUUCAUGUGUGCUGUAUGUAUGCCUUGAAUGAAAGUUUGUACUCUCAUACUUCAUGAAUUAAUCUUCUAGGAGUUGUCAGUUUACUAAAACACUUAACGCACACUGUGUUAAAGUAAACUUCUGUGGAAGUGCUGGUAACAGUUACAUAGGAGCAUUCUUUUGUUGAUUGGUCCAUUAUAAUUUUGUGCAAUACUGUAUGUAGAGUUCUUUGUUAUAACAAUAAAUAUCACCUGUUGGUAAACAUGAAA